Messenger RNA from Pyrenophora tritici-repentis Pt-1C-BFP, 1092 nucleotides. Its product is annotated as pre-splicing factor cwc25. The record is from RefSeq and is a predicted model, not a curated record. Gene Ontology annotation, cellular component: U2-type spliceosomal complex. Gene Ontology annotation, biological process: mRNA splicing, via spliceosome. NCBI's taxonomy places the organism in Eukaryota, Fungi, Ascomycota, Dothideomycetes, Pleosporales, Pleosporaceae.
AUGGGAGGCGAUCUCAACCUGAAGAAAAGCUGGCAUCCGCACUUGCGCAAGAACCAAGAGAGAGUAUGGAAAGAAGAAAAGUCUGCUCUCGAGGAGCGCAAACAGAUCGAAAAGCUUCGCAAAGAACGUGAAGAAGAGCGGGCCAUUGAAGAACUACAAAAGCUACAGGCUGAAAAAGGCGGCAAGGUCGUCACGAAACGCGUCGACUGGAUGUAUGCCGGCCCUAGUGGCGACGGCGGAGUUACCGAGGAGCGCGAGGCGUACCUCCUUGGUAAGCGCAGAAUCGAUAAUCUUUUGAAGUCGCAGGAUACGCAGAGUCUGCAGAAAGGCGCCCCAGUCGGCAUCGAUGCCGUGGCUGCUGAUACUGGCGCGAAUACGGCUCGCGACACCCAAAAAAAAGUACUCCAAGACCCUCUACUCAUGAUACAGAAGCAAAAAAUGGAGAUGCAGAUGAAGGCAAUGAAGAACGCACAUAAGGAAGCCCAGUAUGCUGAGAAGCGCGAAAAAGAGAAGAAGGAGCGAGAGAGGAAGCACCGGCACAGGGACCGGAGCAGAGAUCCGGAACACAAGCAUCGCAGCCGGCGAGAUAGAGAACGGUCGCGGUCGCGGUCACCGCGCAGGAGCGAAGAGCGUGCGCACCAUCGUCGCGAUCGUGAAAGCCACCGAAGACGAUCAAGGUCGCGGUCGCGGUCACCAUACCGUAAUCACAACAGCCGACGACAUCGAUCACGAACGCCGCGCGGAAGGGACGACCGUGAUAGAACCGACCGUCGUGAUGUCUUCCAGCGCGACAACUACAAGCGACGCGAUCGCACACCUCCUCGGACACAGCCUGAUGACACAAAAGCUAGUCAGAGCGCUGCGGACCGCCUCGCCAGCAUGCAAGCAGAGGCGACGUCGCUAGAAGAACAGCGAGCCGAGCGUGUCCGGCAACAGGAAAUUAAAGAUGCAGAGGAAGAAGAGAGAGUCAAAAAGGGUAUGGAAGGUGGGCGUCGCUUCAUCUCGAAUGUGCGAGCCCAGGCGGCGAACACGAACCUGGGUGACGCGAUUGCUCGCGGACGACCCAACCUGAAGGCAGAACUUGACGCUUGA